Messenger RNA from Corythoichthys intestinalis (scribbled pipefish), 5176 nucleotides. It is a transcript of the gene ufc1, whose product is annotated as ubiquitin-fold modifier conjugating enzyme 1. Gene Ontology annotation, cellular component: cytoplasm. The transcript has a single exon. Gene Ontology annotation, molecular function: UFM1 conjugating enzyme activity. Gene Ontology annotation, biological process: protein K69-linked ufmylation. The record is from RefSeq and is a predicted model, not a curated record. The coding region runs from base 758 to 1480 and encodes 240 amino acids. Lineage: Eukaryota; Metazoa; Chordata; Actinopteri; Syngnathiformes; Syngnathidae.
UGGUUGUUCUGUUUGGUUUGGUUUGAUGUAUUAAAAUAAAAGUUAAAGGGGAUUUGAUGAACUGAUGAUGGGCACAUCUACUGCCGAUUGCCUCUUUUAUGUGGAUUGUCCCACUUGCUUCUGAUCCACCAAAAAAAUUUUAAAAAUAAUGAUAUCCCGGUCGUCUGCAGAUGGAUUAAACGACAUUUCGGUUUUCAGUAGCAGUGUGAAGGAUGAAUAGAAACAAGGUGAUGAAUCCAGUUGUGGCUAAACAAUAGCAUAUGACGGUUAGCAACCGUGUGGUGAACACCUCCAUCACAACCAAAUUCGUCAGGGCGGGGGAAUCUUGUCAGCGAGUGAAAGCCGGGCCAAUGUUUAUUCUGUAUAUCCUGUUCGCUUUUUUCCCCUCCUCAGACAAAACUUGUUGUCUCUUUUGUUGCUCUGCCAUCUUUGCAGAAUUCACACAAAGGAUUCAGCACAUUUGUAUUUUUGUGUGUGUGUUUUUGGCAGGGUUCCUGCAACCCUCCUCAAAGAUGCCGGUGAAAGAGAUACAAACCCCCUCAAGAUAUAAAAUGUGUCAUUCAACUCGUUGUCAGUUCACGUAUUAUCACAAAUGUUAUGAAAAUCUUUUCUAAAGGUUGAAAAGUUACCUAGUGUUGCUUUAAAAAUGGAUCUAUAUAUUAAAUUGAUAUCAAAAUAAUUUUUAAAAACUAUAGGCUUUAAAAAGAUUGUAUUUGUGCUCCAGAUUUACUAUGUUUAUAUUUUUUAAACCCAUGGCAUGGGGUUACUUUGUAGACUGGGAGGGGCUGGUAAACCAGCGACGGAACGACUUGGACGUUUCCUCCUCCGGCCGAUAGGUAGCGGCAGUGCACCAGCAUGUCAAGAAAAUGAAGAGGAAGCCCAAGUGUUGACUCGGUGCGUCCACGUCAGCGACAGCGAGCCGGUGCGCCAGCUGAGCUUUCAUUCCUUCCCUCGGCAAGUUUCUGGCCGGCCGGCGAUGGCGGACGAAAGCACCCGCAAGACGGUGUCCCAGAUCCCGCUGCUGAAGACGCACGCCGGGCCGCGGGACCACGCGCUGUGGCCGCAGCGCCUCAAGGAGGAGUACCAGGCCCUCAUCCGCUUCGUGGAGAACAACAAGGCGGCCGACAACGACUGGUUCCGCCUGGAAUCCAACGCGGACGGCACGCGCUGGAGCGGCACUUGCUGGUUCGUGCACGAACUGCUGCGUUACGACUUCCGCCUGGAGUUCGACAUCCCCGUCACCUACCCGGACACUGCGCCGGAAGUGGCGCUGCCGGAGCUGGACGGCAAGACGGCCAAGAUGUACCGCGGAGGCAAGAUCUGCCUGACGGACCACUUCGCGCCUCUGUGGGGCCGCAACGCGCCGCGUUUCGGCCUGGCUCACCUCAUGGCCCUCGGACUCGGCCCUUGGCUCGCCGUUGAAGUGCCGGACCUCAUCGCUAGGGGGCUCGUCGUGCACCGGGAGAAGCCCGGCCACUGACGGCGUCGCGUCGUGAAAAGAAAAAACAAUCUGUCCUAUUGCCAACUCAUUGUAUAAACCGGUUUCUGUAAAAUCAACAAAUACCACCAUUUUUUUGGCUCCUCACACAAAGACCGACACUAGGUUUUGUGGUACCGGCCGACGACGAUAUCACGUUUGUUGGAGAAAAAAAAUAUUUUCUUUCAAUAUUAAAUUACUGCAUAUUCACUUGACUACCAUGACUUGGUCAGACACUAAACUGCUAUUGACGGCGCUCUCUCAUUGAUGGGAGAUAUAAGUGGAUUUUAAGGGGGGCCAGGCCCCCUCUGGUGGCCGAAAAGUGUCAUUGCAUGAAAUUGACCCCUCUCUCUCUAUAUAUUAUAUUAGGGCUGUCAAACGAUUACAAUUUUUAAUCGAGUUAAUUACAGCUUAAAAAUUAAUUAAUCGCAAUUCAAACCAUCUAUAAAAUAUGCCAUAUUUUUCUGUAAAUUAUAUAUACAUUCUGUAAACUAAAUUGUUGGAAUGGAAAGAUAAGACCCAAGAUGGAUAUAUACAUUCAACAUACGGUACAUAAGGACUGUAGUGGGCAUUUCACUCUACUGUCAUUUAAAUCCGUCUAUGCUGUCCUCACGCCGAAGGGUCUACUUUUUCCAAAGCUAGACAGCUAGUGAACGACGCCAUAAUAAUCAGACUUCUUCCUUUUUCAUCUGAUUUAUUAAUAAAAUGGCCUCAAAUCAUUGUCCUCUUUAGACCGUCGUAAAGCUACAAAAAAAAGUACACAAGCAUUGCAUUAGCAACAAUGUUAGCUUAGCACGCUAUACAGGUUAAGUAAACAUACACAAAAAGCGGCUCAUACAAAAAAUAUACCAUUUCGGUUAUUAACAUAAUAUGUACAUUCUUUACAACAACCAUACUUACGGACAAAUCUUGUCCAAGGAUCAUAUAAGCACGACAGAGACGUCGUGCAGCCAUGUAGAACUGGCAAGACAAAAUUAAACCAUGUCGCAAAGCGACCACAAGAGUUCGCUGUUAGACAGCAUAAAAAGCCUUGCUGUAAAUCUUACCAAAAGGCAGAAUACUGUCUGAAUGGGACAUGUGCGUUAAUUGCGUCAAAUAAUUUGACGUGAUUAAUUUAAAAAAUUACCGCGCGUUAACGCGUUAAUUUUGACAGCCCAAGUUCAAAUGCAAAUUUUUCAAUCUCAAAUAUUUUUUCGUAUUAUAAAACAUUUUCUAUGAUUGACAUUUUUCUUUUAUUGAUGUUUCUUUUUGAAAAUAUUUUUUUGAUUUAAAAAUAAAGACAAAAACGUCCUAGCCAAAAUGUGGCCCAAACACAAAUCAACAUUGCUUCAAUUAAAAAAAAUAAUCAAAGAAAAAUAGCUUUCACAUGCAUUUUUUUUUGCAUUCACUUUUUUUUUUUUUUUUUAUUAAAGCGACUUUUUUGGGUUGAAAAUAUACAUUUUGAUUGAAGCAACUUUUUUUUUGGAUUGAAUAAUUAAGACACAAAUCGACCUCCAUAUGGCUCCACCCAGGGGAUACAAUUUUUGACUGGGGUAACUACAUUGGCACGACACCAACGGGUGUGCCAUAUUCAAUGGAUGGCGAUCUUGGUGAAAAGUAUUGCCUUCGCAGCCUUGAUGGGAAACAAAAAACGCUCAUUGUCAACUUAUUAUUAUGAAUAUUCUUGUAAGUUAAUUUUAUUGCUGACACUGCGUUUCGAGGUCUUCAACAUGUCGUGCCCCCCCCCAAAAGUCAAACUCAGUCUAUGAUGGGAGGGCAUACUGUGUUUAGACCAGGAAAAGAACAAAUAACAUUUUUUCCCUCAUUUACUUUUGACGAUGUCAGACGUCCAGUCAAUUUGAAGAAGGUGGGUCAGCAGUUCCCCCACUUCAAAUGGAUUGGACGUCUACUUGUGAUAAACUAAUUGGUAGGAGGGUGCGUCUUGGCUGGAGGAAGGAUGUUUUUACCUCAUUGGGUGCCAUUAAAGGACCUGGACGAAUGAAAGUGCGACAAGUGCAGUACCGCUGGAAGGUGGGUGCUCAAGCACCCCCUGGUGUGUGUGUGUGGGGGGGGAGAUGAACUAGGGCUGCAGCUAUCGAAUAUUUAGGUAAUCAAUUAUAACACUUUUUAAGAUGAAGAGCAAUUACCGUAAUGGCUCGAAUAUAAGACUUGUUUUUUCUCAUUGAAAUAUCACUGAAAAAGAGGGGGUCGUCAUAUUCGCAGUCUAGACAUUAUACCCAUUCACGACGAAAGAUGGCGCCAGAUAUCCUUGAAGCGAUGUUCUGUCAUAAUAGAUCUCAGCUACUCUCCUCAUUCACGACGCUAGAUGGCGCCAGAUAUUGAGGCGAUGUUCGGUCAUCACAGAUCUCAGCUACUCUUUUUAGUUUAACCAGUUUGCAUUAUUCUAUUGCAAUGUUUUUCCUUAUUCAGAUUUGUUUCAAGACUACAGUUAGACUUCACUUUGAUGGUUAAUGCAGGUAUUGCAAUUUUGUUGUUUUAUCACAACAGAUUGGUUUAUUUACAUUUAAAAAACCAGAGGCCAUUCAUUUACGAAUGUGAUUGCGCUUUAGUUUACAUAAUUAAAUGUUCAGAUAUUAAGAUUUGAAUAAGGCAAAAUAACAUGCUUCUACUCUUUAACAUUGUUAUAAUCAUUUGUUUCGGAUGUACUGUAAUUAUUUUCUGUAUAAAAAUAAUUUGGUGUUCAAAAAGUAUUUUUUUCCAAAUUUGAGUCUUGAAAAAGAGGGGGUCGUCUUAUAAUCAGGGCCGUAUUAUAUUCGGGCCAAUACGGUACAACACGACAUUUCAGCUAAUAUUAAACCAUUUUUAGACAAUCUCUUUCAGAUGUACACUGUUGAAAACAGCCAACAAUUGCAUCUCAGAUGUGAAAAUUCCUUGAUCAAUUUUCAAAAUCGUUUACUCGAAUUAUUCGAGUAAUCGUUACAGCUAUACCAGUUAAUAUAAAUGUGAUACACAAAGUAUGAGAAAGCCAGUUUAAUUCAGUACAAAAAAAGAAACUUGAGGGGGUGCUGCCCGUUAUUCGGACACCCAAAGCUUAAAGGUUCUGUCGUAGGAGCACGUGGCGAUGAGUUUGGCGUCGGGCGACACGUCCACGCCCAUCACCUGAGAAGCAAACGCGCAUCCAUCAAUACGUGCGCACGCGUCGCAACAAAAAAUGGGUGGGUACCUUCCCCUCGUGGCCAGCCAGCGUCUUGAGCGGCAUCCAGCCGGGGUGACUCCAAACCUUGGCCAUGUUGUCGUACGCGCCCGUCAACAGGAAUUGGCCGUCUGUGGCUGGGGGAGGAAACGCGGACAAAAGCGCUUUAGGCUAAUGGAUUAACUCUUUUUGACGCUAAGGUUUCAACAAAAGAAAUGUACGACUUUGGUUUCAAUGCUGUAAGCAGUUUCUGCUGCUGAUGAAGUUCAUAAAUAAAAGCGUUGGGCGAAAAUUUGUUAAAAAUGGUCAUUUUACAACAAAAGACUCAUACCAUGAAAUUCAAAUGUUCUCAUAGCAACAAAAAUCUUUUUUUUUUUUUUUUACAUCUUAGCUUUCAAAAUUAAAGAAAUUCUCAAAAAUAAUUUUAUGACCUAAGACUAAUAAUUAAAAAAUUAAAAAAAUUGUUAAACUAAUUCAUCAAAUCGGAUAUUUUUUUUGUCCAAGCAAUGUAAAACUGACAUGAAACGAAUCUUGUAAAAACGCAAAUCACUCAAUUUUUCUUUUAC